AUGGGAGAGCUUACUUACUUUCUUGGUCUUCAAGUCAAGAGCGCUAAAAAUGGAAUUUUCAUUCACCAAUCCAAGUAUUGUACUCAUUUGUUGAAGAAAUUCAGAAUGUUGGGCUGCAAGGAGGCAGCAACUCCCAUGGCAACAAAUUGCUACCUGGAUCUUGAUAAAGCUGGUAAAGACGUUGAUCAAAAGAUGUACAGAGAGGCUCAGGAGAAAGUUACUAACCCGCUUUUCGAGAAACGUCCGAAGCAGUUCGGAAUCGGAGGAGUGUUGCCGCCGAAGAGAGACUUGACUCGGUUCGUCAAGUGGCCCAAGACCGUUCAAAUUCAGAGGAAGAAAAGGAUUCUGAAGCAGAGGUUGAAGGUUCCUCUAGCUUUGAACCAUAUUACGAAGACACUCAACAAAAACCUAGGUCAGACAAAUUUCUAUAGUGUUGGAUCUGAUAUAAAUAUUGUUGUUAUGUGA
Molecule: messenger RNA, 465 nt
Organism: Vigna radiata var. radiata (mung bean)
Lineage: Eukaryota; Viridiplantae; Streptophyta; Magnoliopsida; Fabales; Fabaceae
Product: 60S ribosomal protein L7a-1-like
Exons: 2
Coding region: 1-465 (154 amino acids)
Source: RefSeq, a predicted model, not a curated record